GAUUAAAAAUAACCCUUGUGUCGGGUUCGAUCUGUAAAACCCGAAAAACCCUAAACAAUUACUAAAACCUCCAUCAAACAAAGCCAACCCAACACCCCAAAAUCAAAACCCUAAUAAAAAUGUCUCCGAUUGUUCUUCGAUCGCGAAUAUGUUCACAUAAAUGCAGUUCAAAGAUCAUUAAUCGAAGGGCAUUUAGUUCAGGAGUGGAUUCUUCAUCUUCAAUUCCGUCUAAAGAAACGGUCAUUGCUUCACAAUCCAUUCUUUCCGAUCAAUCUCCGGUGCCUCAUCCUCCUCCGGCCCCGGAAACUUUCCCUCCAGCUUCGGGAGGGAAAAUUUGGAGCUUUCUCAAGUACGGACUCCUCGGAGCUGUCACUGGAACUGUUGGCUAUGCUGGUUAUCUCUCUUACAAGUGUUCGUACGAGGAAGUAGAUCAGAAGGCAAAGGCAUUGCGGGCUGCAGCAAGUUAUGCUCCUAGUGAAGAUUCAUCUGCUAUUGAUAAAUAUCGAGGCUUGCUUUACUCUGCUGCUAUGACAGUUCCAGCUAAAGCACUUGAAUCCUAUCUGGAUCUCAGGAGGUUGGUGGAAGAAAACGUAUUGGAAUUUACUGAACCAACCUCAGAUAAGCUUCUUCCUGAUUUGCAUCCUCAAGAACAACAUGUUUUUACGCUUGUCCUAGAUCUGAACGAGACAUUACUUUAUACAGAUUGGAAGCGAGAGAGAGGCUGGCGUACCUUCAAAAGACCUGGAGUUGAUGCCUUUUUGGAGCACUUGGCAAAGUUCUAUGAAAUUGUUGUGUACUCCGACCAGAUGAAUAUGUAUGUCGAUCCUGUUUGCGAAAGGUUGGACCCUAACCAUUGUAUACGAUAUAGGCUAUCAAGGGGUGAUACUAAAUAUCAGAAUGGCAAGCAUUAUAGAGAUCUCUCGAAGCUUAACCGGAAUCCAGCCAAGAUUUUAUACGUGAGUGCUCAUGCAUUCGAGUCUAGCCUUCAACCUGAAAAUUGUGUUCCUAUUAAGCCGUUUAAGCUCGAGGGAGAUGAUACAGCACUUUUGGAUCUUAUUCCAUUUCUCGAAUACGUAGCGCGCAAUAGUCCAGCUGAUAUCAGACAAGUAUUACAAUCUUAUGAAAGAAAAGAUCUCGCGAAAGAGUUUCUUGAGCGUUCUAAAGAAUAUCAGAGGCGAAAGCAAGAACAAAGGCAGCAGCAAGGUCGAUUCUGGUGGCGAUGAGGAGAGAGUUAUGUAUAGUUUAAUGGAAGCAAAAGACUGUGAAAGCCGGUAUUGUCCAAGUUUUUCAAGCUCCAAUUUUGCCAGUAAAAAAAAAAAAAAUUUUUUUUUAUAAAUCAUACUUUGAUGAAUUCCAUUUUUUCACUGCGCCAUUUAAAUGUUUGACAAAAUAACUAUUAUUUUUUUGCCUAGAUGUAGGCAAGCUUCUAAUAUCUUUAAAUUGUUUGAUGAAAUCAAAA
Molecule: messenger RNA, 1459 nt
Organism: Gossypium arboreum
Lineage: Eukaryota; Viridiplantae; Streptophyta; Magnoliopsida; Malvales; Malvaceae
Product: mitochondrial import inner membrane translocase subunit TIM50-like
Exons: 10
Coding region: 120-1223 (367 amino acids)
Molecular function (GO): phosphoprotein phosphatase activity
Source: RefSeq, a predicted model, not a curated record